Molecule: messenger RNA, 1238 nt
Organism: Arachis stenosperma
Lineage: Eukaryota; Viridiplantae; Streptophyta; Magnoliopsida; Fabales; Fabaceae
Product: protein DEHYDRATION-INDUCED 19 homolog 3-like
Exons: 5
Coding region: 208-891 (227 amino acids)
Source: RefSeq, a predicted model, not a curated record
GCAAAUUGCAACCCCAAACCGAACCAAGCGAAACUCCUUCGUACUUUCCUCCCCCUUCUCAUUUCUUACACCCACACACUCUCUCUCUCUAUAUAUAACUCACUCACUCACGCACAAACACAUAGACGUCUACUUCAUUUUCUUCUUCUUCUUCUUCUUCUUCUUCUUGUGGUGGUUGUUCCAGUUCCUACUUCAAUCGCAAAACCAAUGGACCGCGACACUUUGGGUUUUCCCUUCGGUACUGCUUCUAGAAGCUACCCAUCCAGACACAAAUCCCGUUAUGCUGAGGUGUUCGAGGAUUUUGAAGAGAUGAAAGGGGAAGAUGAGUUGAGGACGGUAUAUCCAUGCCCCUUUUGUGUAGAUGACUUUGAUCUUCUCGAGCUUUGUUGCCAUAUUGAUUUGGAACAUUCUCUUGAACCCAAAUCUGGGAUUUGUCCUGUUUGUGCGGUGUGGGUGGGGACAAACAUGGUGGAUCACAUAACAGCACAACAUGGAAGCAUAAUUAAGGCUCAGCUUAAAUCAAGGCGCUAUAAAGACUCAUACCCAAGUCUCUCAUUUCUGAGGUGCUCUAAGGAUAUAGAUGAUGGACAGUGGCAUUCUUUCUCGGAUGGGUUAUCCCCUACAAUAUCUACCUCUAGCUCCAAGGCAGCAUGUGAUCCAUUUCUGUCAUUUUUAUACGGUGGAGCUGCUGCUGCCUCCGCCGAAACCGAAAAUGUGGGGCCUGAUUCUUCAAGUGAAGUAAGCACCGAAGAAACACACUCAAGCGAUACAGUGAUAGAAAGAGAUGUUGUUCAGCCAUCUUUAUCUGACAAAGACCAAACAGAGAAAGCACGGCGUAGUGGAUUUGUACAAGAACUUUUGAUGUCUACUAUCCUUGAUCCAGACUUCUGAUUGAGACUAGUGGCAACAUAUGUUAUAUUUAGUUUGAUGAAAAGAAAAAUAAAAUAAAAAAAAAGAAUUAGUUUCAAUCUUGAACAUGAUUUUAAUUAUGGAAUCAAUGUUUCUGUUUGUUAGUCUUGUUACGUAUACAUCGUAUAGAGAGCUGAGGUAGAGAUGUAGGAAUUAAAUGUAACGUAUUUUCAAGGCAAUGUAAUUAGUAGUUUAUAACAUUUGCACAGCUCCUUCUAGUUACUUGCUUAGUACCCUUGCUAUGGGCUGGAACCUAUUAUUAUUUUCAGAAUCGCAUGUAUAAAAAUAUAUAAUGAACUAAUCAUCUAAAACAUAGUUUAUUAAGGUAA